Molecule: messenger RNA, 1325 nt
Organism: Manduca sexta (tobacco hornworm)
Lineage: Eukaryota; Metazoa; Arthropoda; Insecta; Lepidoptera; Sphingidae
Product: cytochrome P450 4d2
Exons: 8
Coding region: 1-1278 (425 amino acids)
Molecular function (GO): iron ion binding; heme binding; oxidoreductase activity, acting on paired donors, with incorporation or reduction of molecular oxygen
Source: RefSeq, a predicted model, not a curated record
AUGAAUGCUUUUAAGUAUUUCGGUAAAAAAGCUCUUAAUAAUGGUGGUAUGUCAGCUUUGUGGCUAGGAACAAAAUUAUUGACAGUGAUCGCCGACCCAGUAAUAGCGGAUUAUUUAUCGAAAACCUGUUUAGAGAAGGACAACAUAACGCAAAUGGCACAAUAUCUCAUAGGAAAUGGAAGCAUAUUUGCACCAGUUUCUAUUUGGCGUCCGAGGCGGAAGCUUGUAUCAUUAAACUUCAGCUUACCUAGACUCAAUCAUUUCGUGGACAUAUUUUCCCAACAGGGCCUAAUUUUGGUAAACACGUUAAAGAGAUCAGAGGGGAAACAGCCUAUCUCACUAUUCAAAUACCUCAUUGCAUAUUCCAUGGACUCUGUUUGUGAAUCAACUCUUGGGAUUAAAUUGAGUGUACAAAACAAUUCUGAGCAUCCAUUCCCCAAAGCAUUCGAAUACCAAUGCCGGAUAUACAUAAAACAUUUAUUCCAACCGUACAUUUACGAUAAUCCGUUUUACAAACUAACUCCAGCUUACGCAAAAUUUACAAAAAACAAUCAAAUUAUGAGGGAUUUUGUAAAAAAGAUGAUGACCAACAAAUCUGAUGGCGAACAGGGGCUCUCGGACUUGGAAAUACUUGAGGAGUUGCUUGUUUUGUUUGUGGCUGGGACAGAUACUUCGGCUACUGGAGCAGCGUUUGUAGGUGUGAUGCUGUCCAGACAUCCUGAAGUGCAAGACAAAGUUUACAACGAAUUGCAAGAACUAUUUGGUGAUUCAGACAAACAUGUCACUGCAAAAGAUUUAACUCAAUUAAAAUAUUUGGAAGCUGUUGUAAAGGAGACUUUAAGAUUGUAUCCACCGGUUCCAAUUACUAUGAGGAUGGUUGAUCAAGAUGUGACAAUUCCAUCAGGGAUAACGCUCGUGAAGGAUUCAACACUUCUUAUCCAUAACUGGGCAAUAAACAGAAAUCCAGAGUACUGGGGCGAAGAUGCCGAGGAGUUCAGACCAGAACGAUUCUUUGAUGAUCCUCCCAAACAUUCGGCUGCAUUUGCGUCAUUUUCAUUGGGCCCAAGAAAUUGUCUUGGAUACAAAUACGCGCUGAUGGCGAUAUCAACAGUAACUAUACACUUGGUCCGCAACUUCAAAUUAGUAUUGCCUGGGGCAGAUAUCAACUUAAAAACCGGCAAGUGUUUAGAUAAAGAAAAACCUCUUCGAGUGAAAUUUGAAGUAAUGAUGAAGGAUGUAGACGAUUUUAAAGUUCGAUUGGUACCCAGAACAAAAUGAUACUGGAAAUAUUAAGUGAAACUAAAACGAAGUACUAAUUAACAUGG